Chlorella variabilis is the source of this 1569-nucleotide messenger RNA. RefSeq lists its product as hypothetical. Gene Ontology annotation, cellular component: nucleus. The record is from RefSeq and is a predicted model, not a curated record. The transcript is spliced from 15 exons. Gene Ontology annotation, molecular function: histone H3K9 demethylase activity; histone H3K36 demethylase activity. Bases 1 to 1569 code for a protein of 522 amino acids. Gene Ontology annotation, biological process: chromatin remodeling. Lineage: Eukaryota; Viridiplantae; Chlorophyta; Trebouxiophyceae; Chlorellales; Chlorellaceae.
AUGCGGAUAGACGAGGGCUUCUGCCCCACGCUCCGCCCCACGCGUGCUGCCUUUGAGAAGCCGUUCUGCGACUAUGUGCGGGAGGUGUUUGCCAAGAACCCCGACCUGCCCUGCUUCAAGGUGAUCCCGCCCAAGGGCUGGGCGCCGCGCAAGGCGCCGCUGGACCUGGAGCGCAUCCGCAUCAACACCCCCAUCAAGCAGCACGUGUUUGGCAAGAGCGGCGCGUAUGUGUGCAUCCUGGAGGAGCAGCGGGGCAUGACGGCCGCCGACUUCAAGCGCCUGGCGGCGCGGAAGGAGCACCAGGCGCCCGCAAAGGGUGGGUGCCUGCUGCUGGUGCUGGGCCACCGCGACGACCACCUGAGCGAGCGCGCCUUCUGGUCUGGCGUGACCAACAGCCCGCCGCUGUACGGCGCCGACACGCCCAUCUCCCUGUUUGACAGCCGGGUGGCGUGGGGGUGGAACCUGCGCCACCUGGGCUGCAUGCUGCAGGACGGCGAGUACGAGGUGCCAGACAUACCGGGCGUCACGAGCCCCAUGACCUACUUUGGGAUGUGGAAGAGCUUCUUUGGGUGGCACAAGGAGGACAUCGACCUCUACUCCGUCAACUACCUCCACUUUGGGGCGCCAAAGGUCUGGUACUGCGUGAGCCCCAGGGACAACCCCAAGUUUGACGCCAUGGCCCAGGCACUGUACCCAGACCUGCACCGCGCCUGCCACGGCUUCAUGCGGCACAAGGACAUCCUGAUCAGCCCCCGCAUGCUGCGCUCCUACAACGUGCCCUACAUCCAGGCCAAGCAGGAGGCGGGGGAGUUCAUCGUGCUCAACGCGGCCGCAUACCACGCCGGCUUCAACCUGGGCUUCAACUGCGCAGGCGGGUGUGGGGCGCGGGGCUGCGCCGUGGAGCCUCAGGCCGUCAACUUUGCGAUGGAGGACUGGGUGGAGGCGGGCAAGGCGGCGGUGCCCUGCACCUGCUCCGCGCUGCCGCAGGGCGUGCAGCUGGACAUGGGUAUCUUCUGCCCGGAGCUGCGGGAGGAGAGCUCAGAUGAGGAGGAGGACAGCUCUGAUGAAGAGUCUGGCUCGGAGGAGGACGAGGCGGAGAGCGGCAGCGACGACGAGCGGCCCGCUGCCAAGCGGCGGCGCGGCGCGGCCGGCGCGGUCAAGCCGGUGCGCACGCCCAAGCUGCCAGAAGUGUGCAAGAUGGCGCGGGCGGACGAUGUGCCGCGGGAUGCCACGCACGCGCAGUGGGGCAAGGUAGCCGAGGAGCGCCCGCUAGCGAUUGUGGAGCGGGAUGAGCGCAGCCGGCAGCUGCGGUUCAGCCUAGUGCACCGGCUGGCCAAGGCAUCCAACAAGCCGGGAGCCAUGUGGGUUGGCCUGCUCAAGGAGGGGCCAGAUGGGCUGUUCAGGCCGCAGUCGAGCGCCAAGCUGCUGAAGCUGGGGAUGCACUUCCCGCGCGUGGUGCGCGUGCGUGCGGAGUGGGUGGUGCCCGAGGACAAGCGGCGAGGCGGCUGGGCUCUCAAGACCAAGCAGGCGGGCCUGGAUUGGACGUGGCAUGAACGCAUCCUCAUGUGA